AUUGACAAUUUGACAUCAAUCGUCUGUGUUGUGUUUAUGCCGCUAUUAUUUCUUUUUAAAUUAAAGGAACUUACUUUUCAUACGUUAUGAAGACGAAAAUAGAAUCUACACAAUCUGCUGAAAAGCCUAAAAUACCUUUGCCAACACUUUCUCAAAUAAAUGCUGAUAGAAUUACUCAACUUGCAACACAAUAUUGGUCACCCCAAACUAAGGAUAAUCACUUACCUUAUGAUGCUGCAAUUGUGGAGUCAAUAUACCAGGCAGAAAUCCUUGGAUCAAGUUUUUCAGUACGAAGGAUCAUGAUGCUGGAGUUCUCACAGUACUUGGAAUGCUACUUGUGGCCAUAUUAUGAGGCAGGAAAAGCAUCACACGCUCACAUGAUGUCCAUAGUGGUCAUGAUUAACGAGAAAUUCAGAGAACGUGUACCAGCGUGGCAGGCCUUCCUCAAGAAGCCAGACCAUUUUCCCGCUUUCUUUGAACAAGUCCUAAGAGCUACCGUGGCUGAUGAUCAUACAAGUCGAAACAUGCGCGAACAGACUGCCCUAUUAUUGUUCCUGAACCAUUGCUUCGGCAGCAUGGAGGUGCAGCUCUGCAGGGACCAGGUGAAGAGGCUGGUCUCACUCAGCAUGUGGAUUAGUUUACAAGAAGGUAGGAGAAAUCAAGAGUUCAAAGCGGUUCCCAAAUGGCGCAAAUACUGGCGGGCGAUACAGAAAAAAGACAAGCCAGAACUUUUGGAAAAGUUAAAUUGGGAACGACGCUACCUUCAACGACUCAUGGUGAAGUUCAUGAAGGUGCUAGAAGCGAUUCCAGAAACUGGGGAUGUCGAUUCUAACACUGUGAGAUAUUGCGAGAGAUUCCUGGAGCUGAUGAUAGACUUAGAAGCGUUAUUGCCGACGCGUCGUUUCUUCAACACUGUGAUGGAUGAUUGUCAUCUGGUGGUACGGUGCUCCCUCGCUCCUCUCACGUCCAGACCUGAAGGCCAGCUGUUCUCACAGCUUCUACAAAUGCUUAAGUUUUAUGCGCGUUUCGAAAUAAGCGACGAAUCUGGAGAUCCGAUGACGGAUCGUGAUAUGACCCUAUUGCAUUACUCCAGGAUUACUUCAUUACAGAAAGCUGCAUUCGCAAAGUUUCCCGACUUACGAUUAUUUGCUCUGGCCAACGUUGCAAGUGUGGAUACCAGGGAUAAUCUUCAAAAACAUUUUGGAAAUCUCAGUGAAAAAGCUCUUCGUGCAAUCGCAACCUACCUGAACCUGGUACCCUUAGAAGGUAAAGAAGAGGAAGCUCCGUGGCAUCGUGUUGACAAAUAUUUCCUCAAAGAAUUAUUGAUAUCGCGGCACGAGCGACGGAUUUCACAACUAGAAGAAUUAAAUUUGAUGCCAUUAUAUCCCACUGAAGAGAUAAUAUGGGACGAAAACGUGGUGCCCACCGAAAUAUACAGCGGGGAGAAUUGCCUCGCAUUGCCUAAACUGAAUUUACAAUUUCUCACUCUGCAUGAUUACCUACUCCGGAACUUCAAUCUAUUUCGUUUGGAAAGCACAUAUGAAAUACGGCAAGAUAUAGAAGAUGCUGUGUAUAGGUUAGCACCAUGGCGUGCCGAAGACGGAAGCGUAUAUUUCGGUGGUUGGGCUCGUAUGGCACACCCUAUAAAAAGCUUCGCUGUCGUAGAAGUCGCCAAACCCAACAUUGGCGAAAAAGCUCCAUCUCGAGUGAGGGCAGACGUGUGCGUUACCUUGAGCGUUCGCAACGAAAUCAAGCAUGAAUGGGAGAGUUUGAGAAAACACGAUGUAUGCUUCUUAGUUACAGUACGCCCGACACAAGGAAUAGGAACUAAAUACGAUUAUAGAAAAAGUAUGGUAGACCAAGCGGGAGUGGUUUAUGUGCGCGGAUGCGAAGUGGAGGGUAUGCUCGAUGCUUCCGGGAGAGUAAUCGAGGAAGGUCCCGAGCCGAAACCAGAGCUAGACGGAGACUCUAGAACGUUCCGUCUCCUUUUAGACCCCAAUCAGUACAGACUUGAUUUGGACCGUGCAAGCAAAGGAAACGAGGAUGUCUACGAGACGUUCAAUAUUGUAAUGCGUCGGAAACCCAAAGAAAAUAAUUUCAAAGCUGUUUUGGAGACUAUCAGAGAACUAAUGAACACUGAAUGCGUUGUGCCCGACUGGUUGCACGACAUAGUUCUUGGUUAUGGUGAUCCAGGUCAAGCGCACUACACCAGGAUGCCAAAUGAGAUUCCGACACUGGACUUCAACGACACUUUCUUGGACAUGGAACACUUAAGGAACAGCUUCCCCGGAUAUGAGAUCAAGGUGAACACCGACGAUCCGCGGAAACUGGUGCGUCCCUUCAAGUUGACUUUUGAAAAUGUUCUGCGAAAACUUGAACUCGGUGACAACGCUAUGGAAGAAGACGAAGAGCGGAAGGUUAUCAUCGUCGAACCGCAUGUUCAACCGAAACGUGGCCCUUACCUUUACAACGAACCUAAAAAAAACAAUAUACUAUUUACGCCGACUCAAGUAGAGGCGAUCCGGUCAGGAAUGCAGUCUGGACUCACCCUUGUCGUCGGACCUCCAGGAACAGGUAAAACGGACGUAGCAGUGCAGAUAAUAUCGAAUCUGUAUCAUAACUUCCCGUCGCAACGGACUCUGGUGGUGACUCACAGUAACCAAGCGCUCAACCAGCUGUUCGAAAAAGUAGCGGAGUUGGACGUUGAUGAACGGCACUUGUUACGUUUAGGACACGGUGAAGAAGCUCUGCAGACUGAUAAAGAUUUUUCCAGAUACGGUCGCGUAAACUACGUUCUGGCCAAGAGAUUAGAGUUGCUGGAGCUAGUAGGAAAAUUGCAGAGUACUUUGGAAGCCGGUGGUGAUGCGGGCGCAACGUGUGAACUAGCUCAUCAUUUUCAUGUGUACCAUGUGCGCCCACGCUGGGCCGCCUUCCAGGACCACUGUGCACGUGACCAGACUAAAUCGAUUGAAACUAUCGGCAAGGAGUUUCCGUUCCACGAAUUUUUUGACGAUGCACCUAAACCUUUAUUCCCUGGUAAAUCUUACGAAGAAGACAUGGAGAUAGCUAAGAGUUGUUACAGAUACAUUGAUCACAUAUUUGAAGAGCUGGAGGAAUUCCGAGCGUUCGAGCUGCUUCGAUCAGGAUUAGAUCGUUCCAAGUACUUAUUGGUAAAGGAGGCCAAAAUUAUAGCCAUGACGUGCACACACGCUGCUCUCAAGCGAUCUGAAUUGGUUCAAAUGGGUUUCAAAUAUGACAACAUCCUGAUGGAAGAGUCCGCACAAAUCUUAGAAAUAGAGACGUUCAUUCCGUUGCUCCUUCAGAACCCGCAAGAUGGCCGCUCCAGAUUAAAAAGGUGGAUAAUGAUAGGUGACCAUCACCAGCUGCCACCAGUUGUGAAGAACAUGGCCUUCCAGAAGUACUGCAACAUGGAGCAGAGUCUCUUCACCAGGAUGGUGAGACUGGGAGUGCCUUACGUUGAAUUGGAUGCACAAGGACGUGCCAGACCCAGCAUCUGCAAUCUGUACCGUUGGAGAUAUCGCGCGCUGGGCGACCUGAGUCACGUGACGCGACUGCCCGAGUACCGCGCUGCUAAUGCGGGAUUCCGCUUCGACUUCCAGCUGAUCAAUGUGGACGACUUCAACGGGGCCGGCGAGACAGAGCCCAGCCCUUACUUUUACCAGAAUUUAGCGGAAGCGGAAUACGUCGUAGCUGUGUUCAUGUAUAUGCGCCUAAUAGGCUGGCCAGCGGAGCGCGUCUCCAUUCUAACCACAUAUAAUGGACAGAAACAUCUUAUCAGAGACGUCAUCGACAAAAGAUGUGCCGGUAACCCACUAAUAGGACGUCCGCAUAAAGUGACAACGGUGGACAAGUACCAAGGACAACAGAACGAUAUCGCGCUGGUUUCGCUCGUUCGUACUAAAGCUGUGGGUCACGUGAGAGAUUUGCGGCGUCUCAUAGUAGCGGCAUCGAGAGCACGUCUGGGCUUAUACAUAUUCGCGCGAGCUAACCUCUUCAGGAACUGCUUUGAACUUCAGCCAACAUUCAAUCAGUUGGUCGAGCGUCCGCUGGAGUUGGAACUGGUACCGGGGGAGCGGUACCCCGCCCAGAGGGGCGCGGGGGCAGCGGUACCGCCCGCACUAGUGCUCACUGUACGCGACAUGCCGCAUAUGGCCAGAUACGUGUACGACAUGUAUCUGGACACCAUACGAGACGCUAACCAAGAGGGCACUCGACAAUACUCAGCACCUGGGACAGCUGCGGCCGCCCAAUCUAAAUCUCCGGAGCGAUUCGUGGCAUCACAUCCAGCUGCUGACUCUGAUGACGAUGAACCAUCUGCCUUCCAACCUACAGAUAUUGUCAACGAAAUCGAAGAGGCAUAACCAUCGCGAUAUACUAAAGGUACUCAUAUCAAAUAUGAGACGUUUAUACUUAAGUUGAAGAUUAAACUAAGUGCAACGUUUCUCGGAAAUAAGACUGUAAAAUGUAAUUUCUGUCAUAAUUCUAAAUAAAUGAUUAAGUUGAAUGAUCU
Messenger RNA from Diatraea saccharalis (sugarcane borer), 4531 nucleotides. The record is from the annotation of a GenBank genome assembly. Lineage: Eukaryota; Metazoa; Arthropoda; Insecta; Lepidoptera; Crambidae.